Molecule: messenger RNA, 2828 nt
Organism: Neoarius graeffei (lesser salmon catfish)
Lineage: Eukaryota; Metazoa; Chordata; Actinopteri; Siluriformes; Ariidae
Gene: stx5a
Product: syntaxin 5A
Exons: 11
Coding region: 257-1165 (302 amino acids)
Biological process (GO): intracellular protein transport; vesicle fusion; endoplasmic reticulum to Golgi vesicle-mediated transport
Cellular component (GO): Golgi membrane; endomembrane system; SNARE complex
Molecular function (GO): SNARE binding; SNAP receptor activity
Source: RefSeq, a predicted model, not a curated record
GGCAAAGACGUCACACACCGGAACCUGUCAGCACGGAAACGGCUACCUCUGAAUCUGUCGGCAUUUCGGAAAAGCGACAUAUUUUCGAAUUAACAAUGAAGCUGGGGAUUGUUCAGGAGCGCUCAUCUCUACCAAGUUCCUAGUGACCCUCUGCCUGUUCAGUAGUUCUGUCUUUAAAUCACAAUAAACCACCGUAGAGGUGUUUACUUUGGACUUUUGGGAAUUACCAGUACACCUCACUGUGGUUUCCAGUAUCAUGACUUGCAGGGAUCGUACCCUGGAGUUCCAGUCUGCCUGCAAGUCUCUGCAGGGGAGACAGAUACAGAAUGGUCCACUGGCAAAACCCAACCAUAAUGCUCUUAAGCAGCGGAGUGACUUCACACUCAUGGCAAAGAGAAUUGGAAAAGACUUGAGUAACACGUUUGCUAAACUGGAAAAGCUCACAAUUUUGGCCAAAAGGAAAUCUCUGUUUGAUGACAAGUCUGUGGAGAUCGAAGAGUUGACCUACAUUAUAAAGCAGGACAUCAACAGUUUAAAUAAACAGAUAGCACAGCUGCAAGACUUGGUGCGCUCCCGAAGUGGACAAAAUGGGCGCCACAUUCAGUCACAUUCCAACACGAUUGUUGUCUCCCUCCAAUCCAAGUUGGCUUCGAUGUCUAACGAUUUCAAGUCCGUGUUGGAAGUGAGAACAGAGAAUCUCAAGCAGCAGCGCAGCAGAAGAGAACAGUUCUCCCAGGCGCCAGUGUCCGCCUCACCUCUGCUCGCCAACAACUUCAAUAGCUCAGUAUUGAUGCAAGAUGAGUCUAGAAGCCUUGGCAGUGACGUGGCCAUUGACAUGGAUUCAAAAGCCAAUCCCCUCCAACUGCAGCUCAUUGAUGAGCAGGACUCGUACAUCCAGAGUCGAGCAGACACCAUGCAGAACAUUGAAAGCACCAUUGUGGAGCUGGGUUCUAUCUUCCAACAGCUGGCACAUAUGGUCAAAGAACAGGAGGAGACCGUACAGAGGAUUGAUUCUAAUGUGGAGGACACUCAGCUGAACGUGGAAAUGGCCCACACCGAGAUCCUCAAAUACUUUCAGUCCGUCUCCUCCAACCGCUGGCUCAUGAUUAAGAUAUUCCUCGUACUGGUGGUCUUCUUCAUCAUCUUUGUGGUUUUCCUUGCCUGAGAGGGAAGCAUCAUGAGGAACGAUGGGAUUAAGAAGUGGAUGGCAUGAAGUAGCCAUGGACUCUUAUUGGGCGAUGUGCAAAAAAAUGAAGUAGACUGGACAACAGUAACUUUGCCACAAGAGCGGACAAAUCGUACCAUUUGUGUGUUUGUAUGCUUUUACUGAGAAUGAAAAAUGUUAGAUAAAUUAUAGAAACUUGUGUGGUUAGUCGUCUCGCUCUCUGUAUAGAUUGAUGAAGGCAGUUUUGAAACAUCUUGCCCUAUUCAGGGAGUGAUGUCAGAUUUGAUUCUUGUCUUUUCUUUCAUACCUUGAGUCAUAUACAUUAUAAACACUGAGCCUUCACUUACCAUACUUACUUUCAGGAGAAGGCGAAUUUUGCGAAUGGUUUGAUUCUGCAAACUGGUUUAGAUUUUUUUUUUUUUUCUGACAGUGUUAUCAGCAGUCAGUGAUAACAACAUGAAUGAUGUGAAAGACUUGCUUUUACGAUAAAUUAACAUGAUCACUUGUACAGGUCUCCCUGUGAUAAACUUGCCAUCUUACAUGUGCUUCAUCCUGUCUCCUGUUUGUAUAAAGGAGAAUUAUUCCUUUGAUAAAACUAAUAAUGGCCUUGUAAUGGCUUUAUACUGUAAAUUGUUAAGAGUUCCUUAUUUUCCUAAUUUUUAUUUUCCAAAGCAGAUAGCAAGCUAGGCAUUCUUGUCUCAUGAUUUUACGCUUUUGUAUAGUGUAAAUGAAGACUUUGUUUUUAGUGCAUUGUUUACUAUUUGUGACUUAACCAUAAAAUGAGCCAAAACAAAAGCAUUACUUUUAAAACAGUACAGUACAAUGUGAAGUUGUAAAGUGAUAAGCUUCGGAUCAAACUGCAUUUGGUACUCCGUCAUUAUAAAUGCAGAGUUUGCAAAAUACCCAGGUUUAUAUUAUGAGGAACAAACUGCAGUAAAUUCUGAAAGACCCAAGUCUCCCAAUGUUCAGUUUCGUAGUCAGUGCUUUCAUUAGAUGGUUCAGUUCUACAUGCCCCAAUGUGUAGCAUAUUAUUUAAUGAACACUUUUUUAAUAUGUUUCCUGACUUUUUUUCUUUUUAGCUUAAUUACUUGCCUCAACUAACUGAAUAUAGUAAGUGAUUUCUGGAAAGGAUCUGCAUAUUAAAAACAAAUCUACAAAACUGAAUUAUUUUUCUUUGUUUAUAGCAACUACUGUAUGUAGUUUAACACAAAACUUUCCUGUACGUUCUUGAUGUAAGCCCACAGGGUGGUGUGAUGUGGCCUGAAAUUGAUUAUUUUCCAAUAACCGCAUCUGCUUAUUAUUACAGGUUAGACAAUGUGGUGAUCUGCCAUACGGGUCCCAGUGAGCGAGCUGUUACCAAAUAGAAUGAUAGUGUAUGUGACUGAGGACAUGAAGAUAAACCUGUGAUUAGCCUUGCAGCAGGCACUACUUUCAGAGUUAUUGUUAUAGAAAAUUAAUCAACACCUUCUGACCAAUCAGAUUUGAGAGUUCUUUGCUGUGGGAUAAGCAUUUUAUUAAUACGGAGCUUGAGAAAUUAUGUAUAGUAAUUAUAAACAAAUAUUCAAAAAAAAAGUCACUAAACUGAGGUUUCAGCUGUUUCAAUCAAACUUUCAAUCUUUGGUAUAUGUGCAGAGGUGGACAGUAAUAAAGUACAUUUACUUGA